This is a messenger RNA of Salvelinus sp. IW2-2015, 956 nucleotides long. The record is from RefSeq and is a predicted model, not a curated record. NCBI's taxonomy places the organism in Eukaryota, Metazoa, Chordata, Actinopteri, Salmoniformes, Salmonidae.
UGCUGUGGCCUGAUGCUGUUGUCUUGUCUGCUUCAUUUCCGUCAGCACACCUGUCCUCCUAUCCAUCAGGCUCCUCCCCUAGCUUCGGGGCUUCUGCCUCCUGCCUUUCUGUUAGCUGGUUUAGUAUAAAGGAGACGGACAGAGAACCAGAGGUAUUUGUGUUUGUGUGUGAGAUUGUAAUCAUUCCAUUGGACACUAAAACUCCUGCAUCACAAAACGACUCCAGUCUACUGCAUCCAGGGAGGGCCCGCCACACACAUUAAUCACAUCUUCAGUCUCCAGACGCUAGACUCCACAGUCUCUUCAGCAACACUGACUGUCCCCUACAGUCUCUUCAGCAACACUGACUAUCCCCUACAGUCUCUACAGCAACACUGUCUGUCCCCAGGAGGCUGGACACACAACAACAACUAUUACAGUAACUAGGAUUGCAUCCGGGGAUUCAACACAGCAACCUAUCCUCUGACUCAGUCCUUACAGCCCAGCUGACUGUUCCCAGGAGUCAAGAGUCGGGAUAACAUCCAAGGAUCUCACCGGUCUCCACAGCAAACUAAUUUCACCACUGACUGUAUCGGACCCAGCGUCACGCAACAACAAAUCCAGGCUCCAGGAUGACGUCUAUGGCAGGUCGGCUGGCCCGUCAGCAGGAGAGGGAAAACGGUGUGGGAACCAACCAGCAGGCGGUAAAGUUCCUCCAGCAGGACUAUGAAACGCUGCUUCAGGGCUGUCUGGAGUCCGGGAAGCUGUUCCAGGACCCCUCCUUCCCAGCAGAGAGCAAGUCUCUAGGGUUCAAAGAGCUGGGGAAGUACUCCUCCAAGACCAGGGGACUGGUGUGGAAGAGACCCACGGAGUUGUGCUCAAACCCGAAAUUCAUUGACGAUGGAGCCACCAGGACUGAUAUCUGCCAAGGAGAUCUGGGUAAGCAUAUUUCACAAAGGGAAGGGGUGUUGCUGUAA